AUGCGCUCAAGCGUUGUGACGCUUAGCGGAUGGGCGCUCAGGAACCUCAGGUUCGCAUACCCGCGUAACAAUGACGGAGUUCGCGUGCUGAAACGCUUUCUUGGCCGGGACCUCGCAUCGAGACAGCUGAUCCCGCAUACGCGCUUUUUGGCGACAAGCGCAGAUGGCUCUGCGUCUCUACCUGGGACGCAGAGCGCAGAAACACUCGCAGUUUCUGCUGAGAGUGAGGCGCUUCGGUCGGCCUUGGGGUUGCUGCGCAAUCAUCGGAUCGCGGAAGCGCAUCGCGUCGUACGGGAGCAACUCCUGGCCAAUGGUCCUCUUCCCACAGAGGUCCGGCGAAAGAUUAUGUCAGCUGGAUCGCGUAGUGGCGCAACUGCUCUGGUCGAAGAAGUGCUGGAGCGCACGGUAUCGGAAACCGCGGAACCUUCUUCUUCUGUCUUCGAUCACAAUGCCGUUCUGCGAGCGUGUGAAGUCGCCAUGGAUCUUCAUCGAGCGGAAAGAAUUUUCAGUAAUAUGCCUGAACGAAAUCAUUACUCGUACGCGAUCAUGGCGGUAAUCUACAGCAACGCUGGCCGCAUGCGACAUGCACUGGACAUGGCUUCCAGGGCACUCGGUGGACUUGACCUGCACAAAGCACUGGAGAAGUUGCCGUCUCAGACCAAAUCCACCGCUGCCCCAGCAGAUGCAGAGACCAUCCCGGCUGCCGCCAGCGCCUCCGAGGAGCAGUCGGCCAUGGAGGCCGAGGAGGAACCUGCGACGGCUGCCGAAGAUCACCUGGAAGAAACGCCCUCAACGGCGACGGGUGCGCUCACCCCAGCCCAAAAGUCUUUCCUCAUGAGUCGCCUGAUUGAUUCCUCGUUGCGCUACCGCUACAACCACGUCGCACUCAACUUAUUGCGUGUCAUGCGAGAGGAGCUUAGAAUGCGGCCGCGCUUGACAACGAUUUCCAACUUGCUUGUCAGGUUAUGCAAUGCCAACAAUGCGCAGGCCAGCUAUGAACUGCUGAACGGUAUUCGUCGGCCGGGCAUAUGGGCAACACUACGCGGUGCGCGCCCGAUAGAACUCGGUGUGUUGCUUCCGGCUCUGGGUUGCGCACUUCGAAACGACCACUAUGCUCUUGGUGAUCUGGCGUGGAACGAGAUCCAGAGUCGCUACUUGCCUGCCGAAAGGCAGAUUGUUCUUGGAUCCGUCUCGGCAGCCGGCGAGAAGAGCGCUAGCCAAUCCCUCUUCGAAGUUCCUGACAUAUUCUUUUAUACUCGCGCGAAUCUGUUAGCGCGGCAAGACAGCAAGGAGUUCCAAAGCACGAAACCAGAGGAAGCAACAAGCAGUGCUCCCGCUGCGCAGCCGGCGCCAGGAACCGCAGACUCGAGUACCAGCACAGAGCCUCGAACCGAGGUUAUCUUGAGUGAGCGGAUGCGUUCGUGUUUCGAGCUAUUGCGGCUGUUGCAUCACCGCAAGUAUCAGCGUGUGCUGGGUCUGGACAUCACCGUCGAUGCAAGAGACACGGCGCCUCGGAUAGAGCUACUUCGCGGAGUCGUGAAUUCGCUCGCUUGCCACGUUGACCGGGUCGAUGCUGCCCAUUUCUUCCUGGAACAUGAACUUGUUCGGGAAGCCGUGCCGAAUACCGCCGCACCGCAGGCGCUGCUACCAGGAAAAAUGGAUCUUUUAGCUCCCUUGAAUUGUGUCAUUGCAGCGUCGUCGCAAAUGGGAGACCUUGACCGCGCAUUUCAAACCUACGAAACCCUACAGGAUCAUGGUAAGAAACACCAGCUUGUUCCGAAUAUCGAGACUUUUAAUGCGCUUUUGCUUGGAUGCGGCAAGCAAGGUCACUGGGAGGCGGCCAAGCUUGUCCUGGAAAAGAUCCAGGAAGAGCAGUUGAAGGCGACUGGCGAGACGCACGAGAAGAUCCUCUACGUGAUGCUUCGAGCGCGCCGUUUCCAGGAGGCCAUCGAGUACCUGCGCCAGAACUCGAACCAGCCGAAGCAUGCGGAGGACCAAGCGCGUGCAGGUCGCGCCCCCGUUCCUUUUACUGCUUAUCGAAUGGUAGCGCGCAUAGCGCUUCUUAGACCAGAUGCUCCAGCGGUUGUGCGUGAAUUGCAGCAUCUUGCAGCACAGGCCGGCUACCAUAAUCUAGAUUUGACUCGGAUACACUCGGCUCGUGCCCGCGAAGAACGUGGUGCUAGCAAUGCAAGCGCCUCGGGAGUGAACCCAUCAUCGUGA
This is a messenger RNA of Cyanidioschyzon merolae strain 10D, 2220 nucleotides long. RefSeq lists its product as hypothetical. Lineage: Eukaryota; Rhodophyta; Bangiophyceae; Cyanidiales; Cyanidiaceae. The transcript has a single exon. The record is from RefSeq and is a predicted model, not a curated record. Bases 1 to 2220 code for a protein of 739 amino acids. Gene Ontology annotation, molecular function: protein binding.